GUCAUUUGGAUUCAGCGAUCCUUUGUGGGUAGAUGUGGUUACAGUAGGCUAGGUAGUUGCACAGAAAGGUCUGUGCGUGAGUGUGUGCGCGCGUGUGUGUGGAUGUGCACUCCUAGAAUAGAAAGCCAAAGGAAGAAGAAGAAGGAGAAGGAGAAGAGAGGCGGGAUCGGUGUGUGUGUGUGUGCCUUGUUCAAAUCCAGGGUGAAGCCAAUACAUAGUCUGUAACAGAUCGAUCAGCACUUUGCGCUCCCUUUGAGGAUUUUAUGGAUGUUUGAUUAGUGGAUGUGAUGCCCAUAUAUAUCAUCGACCGAAAAUUUCCCGACACAUCUGGUGAGUAUAUACAGCCGGCAGCUGAAGGAGGAGACCUGAGAAUGACAGAGACCAACACCCCCAAGUCGGCUAAGAAGCCCCGUUGGACUUCCCUGGAGGUCGGCCUCAUUACUAUCGUUUCCUUGCUCUUCAUCGUCAUUGUCGCCCUCAUCAUCCUCUUUGCCACACAGAAGACUGAUGAGAUCUGCACCACAGCUGAUUGCACGCAGUCAGCAUCUCGCCUCAUUGAGAACAUGGAUACUAGCGUGGACCCUUGUGACAACUUCUACCAGUAUGCCUGCGGAGGCUGGCUAAAAAAGAACAUCAUCCCUGAGACCAGCUCUAGAUACAGCACCUUUGACAUCUUACGAGACGAACUGGAGGUUAUUCUGAAAGGUGUCCUUGAAAAGACAGUGGAGGGGGAAGCCACUGCUCUCACCAAAGCUAAGACCCUAUACAAGUCCUGUACCAAUGAGACUUUAAUUGAGCUCAGAGGAGGGGCCCCUUUGCUCGACAUGCUACCUGAUGUGUUUGAGUGGCCCAUUGCUGUAGACAACUGGGAGACCAACUACGGUAAAACAUGGAGGUUGGAGAAUGUCAUUGCCAAGCUGAAUGAGAAAUAUGGAACUCAACUCUUAGUUAACUUUUUUGUCGGCACUGAUGACAGGGACUCCAAUUCACACAUCAUUCAUUUUGACCAGCAGACAAACCUCGGCCUCUUGUCCAGAGAUUACUACGCGUGCACCGGACCCUAUGCAGAGGCAUGUCGGGCCUAUGAGCAGUUCAUGAUUGACCUGGCGAAGCUGAUCCGCACUGACCGCAAACUGGCCAUCAAUGAAACCCGCAUAAGAGAGGAGGUGACACGAGUUAUGGACCUGGAGAGGGACAUUGCCAACGCUACUGAUACUCCAGAGGAUCGUAACAAUCCAGUGUUGCUUUACAACAAGAUGGAACUGGGUGAUUUGAACGCCAACUUCACCCUUGAGGUUGAAUCGCGGGUAUUUGACUGGAGUUACUUCACAGCUCAGAUAAUGGAUACAGUCAACAUCAGCGUUACUGACACAGAAAAGGUCAUAAACUACUCCCCCAACUAUUACAGAAGACUCAACCUUAUCUUGGCCAAAUACAACAAGAGGGAUUUGCAGAACUACAUGGUGUGGCGUUUUGCAAUGAACAUGGUGGUGGGCCUGAGCAGAAGUUACAGGGAUACCAGGAAAGCCUUCCGCAAGGCUCUGUCUGGUACAACGUCAGAGGCGGCAGUGUGGCGACAGUGUGCACUUUACGUCAACAACAACAUGGACAAUGCUGUUGGACGACUGUAUGUGCAGGAGGCCUUCUCUGAAAAGAGCAAAGAACUAAUGGAGGAGAUGAUUAAAGACAUUCGAGAAGUGUUCAUUACUAACCUUGAUGACCUGACUUGGAUGGAUGCAGAGACUAAGAAAGCAGCUGAGGAGAAGGCCAGAGCUAUUCGAGAACGGAUCGGCUAUUCUGACAACAUCAUGGAUGACGGAUACCUUAACAAUGAGUACAAAGAUCUGAGCUACAGUGCAGAGGAGUACUUUGAAAACAUCCUGCAGAACCUGGAGUAUGUGCAGAAGAAACGCCUGCGGAAACUCAGAGUCAAAGUCAACAAAGAGGAGUGGGUAACUGGAGCUGCAGUUGUCAACGCCUUCUACUCAUCCAGCAAAAACCAAAUUGUAUUCCCUGCAGGUAUCCUUCAGCCGCCUUUCUUUAGCAAAGGCCAGGCUAAAUCUCUCAACUAUGGGGGCAUCGGCAUGGUGAUCGGUCACGAGAUCACACAUGGCUUUGAUGACAAUGGUCGUAACUAUGAUAAGGAUGGUGACCUGAAGGACUGGUGGACACCGGACUCUACUCAGAGGUUCCUGGAUCUGUCAAAGUGCAUAGUCAAUCAGUAUGGCAACUUUUCCUGGGACCUAGCCAAUGGACUUCAUUUAAAUGGUAACAAUACCCUCGGGGAGAACAUUGCUGACAAUGGAGGGAUACGGCAGGCGUAUCAGGCCUAUAAGAACUAUGUGCAGGAGCAUGGAGAGGAACCACCACUGCCUGGCAUUGACCUUUCCCACGACCAACUCUUCUUUUUAAACUUUGCACAGGUGUGGUGUGGAACACACCGACCAGAGCAAGCUGUUAAUUCCAUUAAAGUAGAUGUACACAGUCCAGGGAAAUUCCGGGUACUGGGCUCCCUUCAGAAUUUCCCAGAAUUUGCCAAAGCAUUCAGCUGCAACAAGAGCAGCUACAUGGUCCCCGACAACAUCUGCCGUGUGUGGUGAUCCACAGACCUCUGGGAUGGGGACUGUUCUGACGUAGGUCGUCCCUGUCCUCCUGCAGUACCUCUCCCCACUGACUGUUGGAGCACUCGUGGGGGGCUACAGGGAAGUGGAAACUCCCCUUAGCUCUUUACUGGAUGGACCAGGGCUGGUGGACUGACACUGCAGUAUCCACUUCCUCCAAGGAAAGCAGUGGACUAUACCCUCAUGGACAGACGGAGCACUGUACCUCCGACUCUUGAUACUGUAGUUCAUUCAAUCAGCGUGAUUAUUCUGCUACUCACCGGAUACAAUCACUUCUUGUGUUUUUAUUUUUCCUCUUCGUUUUCAUCUUGUUUUACUCAUCAUUUGUGAGUCUGCCAAUGUAUGUGUGAGCAUGUGUGUGUGUGUGUGUGAGAGAGAGAGAGAGAGAGUGUUUCAGUCAAAAUACUGUACAAGUAGUUGGCAAGAGAGGGGCAGACAGACAAAUGUGCAAAUCCACUGGCAGAUGAAUACCACCUACUCACUCACACUCAUACACAUGUAACAGGGCUGAACCACUGUACUGUAUGUGGGACUGAGCUGUAUGCCUCUCAUCAAACCUCAGCUGGUUUCAGCCUCCAUCUAUGUGCUGAUACACUCUACUCUAUUCAUAAUAUACUCUUUGUUAAUACUUAGAACUAGAUUAGGUAAAUUAUUACAGAAAAUCAGAAUUUAUUUUGCUGAAUAAACCAGUAAAUAUUUAUCUGUAAUCACAUAUUACACAAUACUGUUCUAUAUUUAAUAAUAAUGACUUAACUGCAGUUGAGAGGCAGCUGUCGUUUAUUAGCAGUAUGUCAAAUAAACCCAAAUAUUUUUUUUGCCUUUAAAACGACAGCUGGUCAUGAAUCAUUGAGCUGACAAUCGACAGCCAUUAGACCCUUUUUAUACAUUCACUGAGCCUCUUGUGUGUUUUUUUGAGGAUGUACGUCUCUAUGUGUUUUCGAGUCUUUUUAAAGGGAAACUCUGCCGAUUUUCAACCAGCUCUGUGUCACUGCAGUGCGUGAAUUGUCUUCAGAUGAGCACUGCGUUUGUCAAAUCUGGUUGAAAUUCAGCAAAGUUUCCCUUGAUCGCUACCUACUCUUUGUCUAGCAAAUUGGUAUGCCUUACAUUAUCUGUUUUGCUGCUGUGUCUGAGAGUCUGUGUCUGUGUGUUUGUAUUUGCAAGAGAACAAAGGAUAAGAAAAUGUAUCAUUAAAGCAAUAGUUUGCCUUUUUUUUAACAUUUACACUUAUUUGCUUUCUUGACGAGAUUUGAAAAAAUCGAUACCGCUCUCUUGUCUUUAUGCAACAGCCAGCAGCAGGUUAGUUUGGCUCAACAUAAAGACUGGAAACAAUUAGCCUAGCUCUAUCUAAAGGUAAAAGAAUGUGCCAGCAUGCAUCUACAAAGCUCACCAAAUCCACAAUACUUCUCAUUUUGUUAAUCUUUACAAAAAAACAAAGUGUGAAAACAACUAGAUGGGGUUUUGCAGGGUUUAAUGAUACAGCAAUGGAGCAAACUGCUUGGCCACUAUGAAAAUUCAAAACCUAGCGUACUUCUAAGGGAGCAGUUACUGCAUAUAGAAUCUCUACCAGCAGCCUGGUGUCAUUUAACUACAGAUAAAACAAACAUGAUAUAACAUGUUAAUUUGUUAGGUUUAAAUGUGCUGAAAGGCAGAUUUCGACAGAACCAGCUUGCCUUUUCCCCCCUGUUUCCAGUUUUUAUGUUAAGCUCAACUAUAUUUAUAUUUAACAGACUUAUAUGAGUGGUAUCAAUGAAUAAGUGUAUUUCACUAAAUGUUGAACUUUUCAAAAAGGAUCUCUCAGUUUGAUCUUCACUUAAUCGAGUGCACCAUGUCCCAUCUUUUUUUAUGACUUUUAACACAUUGAAGAAAAAGUCAGUUGACAGAAGAUGAUAAAAUUAAGCUUUCAAAGAACUUGUGUAUUUCUGUGGGUUAAGUCUGCUGAAAAUCGCUGAAAUUAGUGAAAUCUAAUUUUUUAACAGUGCAAGCAUUUUUCUAAAUGCAGAAGGUAUCAAGUCACUGGAUCACAGUUUAAUGUUUCCUGUUUUUAAUGGCUUUAUUUUUUACUUAGUACAGAAAGUAUAGCUGAGCCUGUAACACAAGGUUGGUAAUUGUGGUUUUUUUUUGCCUUUGCUUAUGGCUAUGAAUGAUGCACCAUGAUCAUGUAAACCACUUCUUCAGACAGUAUACAACACCCCCCACAUCCAGCCUUUAUCCAUUGUUGUUUCCCCAUAUUCUGGUCUUUUCAUUGUUUGUGCAAGCUUCCUAUGUCUCUGUCACCGUUGCUCACUCCCUCAGGCUUUCUUUCUCUCUGCCUCUCUCUCUCUCACACUUCACCUGUAAAAAGACAGAUAUACCUCAGUUGCCUGUAUUUAGAUACUUUAUAAUACUGACUGAUAAUCAUCUUGAGAAGCAUUUUU
This is a messenger RNA of Plectropomus leopardus (leopard coralgrouper), 5035 nucleotides long. RefSeq names its product neprilysin-like. Gene Ontology annotation, biological process: protein processing; amyloid-beta clearance. Gene Ontology annotation, cellular component: plasma membrane. Lineage: Eukaryota; Metazoa; Chordata; Actinopteri; Perciformes; Serranidae. The record is from RefSeq and is a predicted model, not a curated record. Gene Ontology annotation, molecular function: metalloendopeptidase activity.